AUGUGGGAUCAAGUGACACUUAGUAGCCAGAAGGGUGAUGAGAAAUAUCAGACAAAUGUUUAUAACGCAUAUAUGAAGGAAUAUGGCACAUGGUGCGAGGCAUAUGAUAAAAAGAAAAAAUUGCUGAGAGUCCCGGAAUCAAAACUGGAAAACACAUGCGAGAAGUGUGCACGAAUCUUUAAAAAUAAAUCUGAUUUAAAUUGGCAUAAAAGAGUAAUAUGCGGUGUCACACCACAGAUCAGAUGCAACUUGUGCGACAAACGAUUUAAACGUAAUCCUAACCUUCAGCGUCAUAUAUUUCAGGUGCAUCAGCAAACUAACUUCGAGCCACUGCAAAAGAAGUAUGAUUGCGACAAAUGUUCUGGAAGUUACAAAUGGGCAAUUACAGUGAGAGACGUAGCCUUCCAAGAAGCUUUAUUAGCAGCCGUGAAACAUCAGUAUGAAAUAGUACAUAAAACGAAUACAAAUUCUGGUAAAACUAUCCAGGUCCCUGCCUACUACCUGCAACCUGCACCAAAUAUGCGUGAAAUAUCGCCGAACUGUGGGUUUUAUUUACCAGAAGACACAAUUGCAUAUAUAAACGUCACAGCAGAGAAUGCAGCUCAAAAUUCAGAUACAGAAAAAUGGAGGAUUAUUACAAGAGAGGUCCUGCUAGAAGUAUAUGGAAACACUUUAGCUAACUAUUCGGCCACGGGAAAACGAGGAGGGCGACAGAGCAUAAAUCCUAUGUUAUUUAAAGGAUUAUUUGAAUGGGCUAAUCGAGCAGCCGCGGGUAUGCUUCCCAAAAAAAAAUUUAUAACGCAUAUUAACAAAACUGCUGCGAACAAAAGGAAGUAUCAGAAGACGUCCACAAAUGGAGCUUCAAGUCCUUCUAGAGAAAACGGGCAAAAGAAAAGCAAAACGGGGACAACUGUAACCAAAAGCACGCAUGCAGAAAGUUUACGUACAGCAUCGAACAGCAAGGACCAAUAUGCAACCGAAGAGUUGCAUUUUCCAGAGAAAGAAAUAAGCAGAGACUUUGAGAAUCUUCCUGUAUUUAAAACAGAACCGGAAACAGGACUUGCCAGUGACGUUUGGAACAGCGAUGGACAUGUCCCUAGUUACGAUCAUUAUAUGGACUCAACCAGGAGAUUUCAUUCAAGCGACUCAACCAGGGAUCCUUAUACGGACCCGACCAUGGCUCCGUAUUAUGAACCAGACACAAUGCCGGCAUUUCCAGGAACUCAAGAUUUAGACAAAGAGUGGAUACCGCUUAAAAAAUAACUCUAUUAUUAUAUUCAUCCCAAUUCUUCGUAAUAGUUAACAUUUAAGUUUAAAAUAAGUGCGCGAAUAAAACUCUAAAUUAUACAUACGCAAUAAAGUAUGUAGGACAUGCAGGCUGAAUGUAGGGUCUCACGAUACCCUACUUUGAGCCUCCAAUGGUGCAGGGUAGGUUAUGAAGGCUCAAUGGUGUUUCUAAUUACAGAGACAAGUCAUCCUUAUAACCUUUUGAAGUCUACUAAGAUGCAGACUUUGGAGGCUCAAAGUAGGGUUAAAAUUUCGACUCGGCUGUACAUUAUUUACACUCAGAAAAAUAGAUAAUACCGUUUAGGAUUAUUUUUUCUCAGUAUACAAUUUUCUUGUUUAUUUAUUAGCAAAUCUUAAUA
Messenger RNA from Belonocnema kinseyi, 1646 nucleotides. RefSeq lists its product as uncharacterized. Lineage: Eukaryota; Metazoa; Arthropoda; Insecta; Hymenoptera; Cynipidae. Gene Ontology annotation, molecular function: chromatin insulator sequence binding. The transcript is spliced from 8 exons. The record is from RefSeq and is a predicted model, not a curated record. Gene Ontology annotation, biological process: regulation of transcription by RNA polymerase II. The coding region runs from base 1 to 1263 and encodes 420 amino acids. Gene Ontology annotation, cellular component: chromosome.